GAGACGACACUUGCCGCUAAGGCCAUUAGCGCCCAGGUCGUCGUUUACGGCGAUACGUCCGGCGGCGUCGCCGCGGCGGUGCAGGCCGCGCGGAUGGGGAAGGAGACGGUGCUCGUCUCGCCCGUCGGCCAUCUCGGCGGCAUGACCAGCAGCGGGCUCGGCUGGACCGACAUCGGUCGCUCGGCGAUCCUCGGCGGCGUCGCGCGGGAGUUCUACCACCGCGUUUACCUACACUACCAAGACGAGGCCGCUUGGGAGUGGGAAGCGCGCUCCGACUUCAAGAACGUGGGCCAAGGGGCGCCGGCUCUCGAUGACAAGACGCAGUUGGCGAUGACCUUCGAGCCGCACAUCGCCGAAGCCGUCUUCGAUGACCUUUUGAAGGACGCUGAUGUUCAGGUUAUCCGCGGCCGCAUCGACUUGGCGGACGGGGCGGUCAAAGACGGUCGGCGCCUCACGGCGUUACGGCUUGAAGGUGGGGGGCUCAUCGAGGGCGACGUCUUCAUCGACGCUUCUUACGAGGGCGACCUGCUGCCGGCGGCGGGCGUCUCGUUCCGCGUUGGCCGCGAGGCCAACGCCGAGUUCAACGAGACGGGCAACGGCAACACCGGCCCGCGGCGCACACACCAGAUGCCCGACGGCGUCGACCUCUACGUCGUCGUCGGCGACGCGUCGAGCGGCCUCUUGCCGAGCGUGAACGCCACGAUCGGCGGGCCGCUCGGUUCGGCCGAUGAGCGGCUGCAAUCGUACUGCUACCGCCUGACGCUCACCGACGUCCCCGCCAACCGGAUCACGAUCGCCAAGCCCGAGGGCUACCGCGAAGCGGACUACGAGCUGCUGUUCCGCGCAAUCGAGGCGGGCCACCGCUGGCCGUUCUUCACUACCAGCCUGAUGCCCAAUCGCAAGACCGACACCAACAACAACGGCGGCGUGUCGAUGGACUUCAUCGGCGGCAAUUACCAGCUCGACGAGGACGGCAAGACGGUGUGGAGCUGGGUGACGCUCGACCACGCCGGACGCGAGCGCGUCGCCGCGGCGCACAAGAAAUGGCAGCUUGGCUUGUUGUGGACGCUCCAGAAUCACCCGCGCGUCCCCGCCGAGAUUCGCCGGCGUGUCGCCCCGUGGGGCCUAGCGGCGGACGAGUACCAGGACAACGACACCUGGCCGUACGCGAUCUAUGUCCGCGAAGGUCGGCGGAUGGCGUCGGACUUCGUCAUGACCGAGGGACACUGCCGCAACCAGCUGCCGAUCGACGACCCCAUCGGCAUGGGCGCGUACACGCUCGACUCGCACAACACGCAGCGCUGCGUCGUCGAUGGCGUGGUCCGCAACGAGGGGGACGUGCAACUCCGCCUCACCGACGGCCCCUACAAGAUCGCCUACCGCGCGAUCACGCCGCGCGCCGACGAGUGCGAGAACCUGCUCGUCCCCUGGGCCUUGUCCUCGACGCACAUCGCGUUCGGCUCGAUCCGCAUGGAGCCGGUCUUCCUGAUCCUCGGUCAGUCAGCCGCGACGGCCGCGUCACUGGCGAUCGACGAAGUGAUACCAGUCCAGGAGGUUUCGUAUGAAGCGCUGCGAGAACGACUGUUGAAGGACGACCAGCGGCUUGAAGUCGUGGCGGAGUAA
Symbiodinium sp. CCMP2456 is the source of this 1623-nucleotide messenger RNA. NCBI's taxonomy places the organism in Eukaryota, Dinophyceae, Suessiales, Symbiodiniaceae. The record is from the annotation of a GenBank genome assembly.